Molecule: messenger RNA, 1382 nt
Organism: Daktulosphaira vitifoliae (grape phylloxera)
Lineage: Eukaryota; Metazoa; Arthropoda; Insecta; Hemiptera; Phylloxeridae
Product: ras-like GTP-binding protein Rho1
Exons: 1
Coding region: 242-820 (192 amino acids)
Biological process (GO): small GTPase-mediated signal transduction; cell migration
Molecular function (GO): GTP binding; GTPase activity
Source: RefSeq, a predicted model, not a curated record
AUAAUAAUUGGUGAUCGUGAUUCGAGAUGAGCUCAUUCAUUUGGUAACUUACUCAGACAUUAUUUUAAUUAUUUUAAUAAUUUAGUUAAUUAAAACUAUUAAAGUAGUUUAUAAAACGAUCAUAUAAUAUUAUUAAGUCAGUUACCAUUAAACAAUUGUGUGUUUAUAAUUGAUUUAAGUGUUAAAACUAAAAUAGAGCCAACGCCUAGUUUUUUUUUUUGAUAAGCAACAUUCCGACGUAAUGGCAGCAAUCCGUAAGAAACUUGUCAUCGUCGGCGAUGGUGCCUGUGGCAAAACUUGUUUGUUAAUUGUAUUUUCCAAAGAUCAAUUUCCAGAAGUAUAUGUGCCUACAGUUUUUGAAAACUAUGUGGCAGACAUUGAAGUUGAUGGUAAGCAAGUUGAACUAGCGCUAUGGGAUACGGCAGGUCAAGAAGAUUAUGAUAGACUGCGACCACUUUCAUAUCCUGAUACUGAUGUUAUUCUUAUGUGCUUUUCAAUUGAUUCACCCGAUUCUCUAGAGAAUAUUCCAGAAAAGUGGACACCUGAGGUAAAGCAUUUUUGUCCUAAUGUACCUAUUAUAUUGGUUGGCAACAAGAAAGAUUUGCGUAAUGAUCCUAAUACUAUACGAGAGUUAAACAAAAUGAAACAAGAACCAGUAAGACCUGAAGAGGGAAGAGCCAUGGCUGAAAAAAUUAACGCAUUUGCAUAUCUAGAAUGUUCUGCUAAAAGCAAAGAAGGUGUUCGUGAAGUUUUUGAAACAUCAACUAGAGCUGCUUUGCAAGUAAAGAAAAAGAAGAAAGGUAAAUGUGCCUUGUUAUAAGUUAUGUUAAAUUAAAAAUAUAAAGAAAUCUACUUAGAAGAUAAUAUAUAUCAUAUUUUUAUACAAUUUUUCAAAUUACCAUGUCAUUUUAAGGAUUUUCAGCAUUUAAAAUAGACCUGAUUAUUCUAAUCAAGGUGCAAAAUAAGUAUAUUGUUUUAUUUUUCUAUAUAAAAACUCUAAUUUUAAUAUUGUAUUCCUAUUGUUUGCCAAAAUUUGUACAAAACAAAUAUUUUGGAAGAUUUUAAUUGGGUAAUCACUAAUCAUAGUGUAUUUUGUAACUUAUUUUAACUUUAAUUUUAUUAAACAAUAACUAUUCCGCCAAAUUAAGAAUUAUUCAACUACAAUGUAAAAAAAUUAUUAAAACAAUGAGACUCAUUUUGCUAUCAACAGUAAUAUAUCUGUAUCAUAUAUAUAGUUUUCUAUAGACCUGCUGUGUCAGUGUCUCCAUGAUGUAUUCCUUAGCUUAGUUUUUUUUAAUAUUAUUAUGUUUGUUUAUUAACCAAUAUUUAUAUGCUUGUAAUUUUUAAGAAAUUUACUAAUAAAGAAUAGAUUUUUAAUUAAA